AUGGCUUGGAUUUCGCCAUCUGGAGUGUACAAGCACCUGUAUGAGACACGGAGCUCCCCACUUGUCUGUGAAGGAGGUGAGGGCUCUGUGAAGGAGGUGAGGUCUGUGGAGGAGAUUUACAAUGAAAAGGAACUUCUUCAGGGGAAGCUGGACCUCCUCAGCGACACCAACAUGGUGGAUUUCGCCAUGGACGUGUACAAGAACCUGUAUGCAGACAAGGAGAUCCCACACUCCCUGAGGGAGAAGAGGAGCACCGUCGUGGCACAGCUGAAGCAGCUCCAGUCAGAGACGGAGCCGAUCGUCAAGAUGUUCGAAGACCCAGAAACCACUCGGCAGAUGCAGUCCACGAGAGACGGGAGGAUGCUCUUCGACUAUCUUUCAGAGAAACACAAUUUUCGUCAGGAGUACCUGGACACGCUGUACAGGUACGCCAAAUUCCAGUACGAGUGUGGAAACUACUCCGGGGCUGCAGAGUACCUCUACUUCUUCCGUGUCCUGGUUCCCUCGACAGACAGGAACGCCCUGAGCUCUCUGUGGGGGAAACUGGCCUCGGAGAUCCUGAUGCAGAACUGGGAAGCAGCCAUGGAGGAUCUCACUCGACUGAGAGAGACGAUCGAUAACAACUCUGUGAGCUCUCCUCUCCAGUCCCUGCAGCAGAGGACCUGGCUCAUCCACUGGUCCCUCUUUGUGUUCUUCAACCAUCCUAAAGGCCGAGACAACAUCAUCGAGCUCUUCCUCUAUCAGCCACAGUACCUGAAUGCCAUCCAGACAAUGUGCCCACACAUCCUGCGAUACCUCACGACCGCAGUCAUCACAAACAAAGACGUACGGAAGCGCAGGCAAGUGCUCAAGGACUUGGUGAAGGUCAUUCAACAGGAGUCGUACACGUACAAGGACCCGAUCACGGAGUUCGUGGAGUGUCUCUACGUGAACUUCGACUUCGACAGCGCCCAGAAGAAGCUGAGGGAGUGUGAGUCGGUUCUUGUAAAUGACUUCUUCCUGGUCGCCUGCCUCGAGGAUUUCAUUGAGAACGCCCGUCUCUUCAUCUUUGAGACCUUUUGUCGGAUCCAUCAGUGUAUCAGCAUCAGCAUGCUAGCAGACAAACUCAACAUGACGCCGGAGGAGGCGGAGAGGUGGAUCGUCAACCUCAUCCGUAACGCCAGGCUCGACGCCAAGAUCGACUCUAAACUGGGUCAUGUGGUGAUGGGCAACAACGCCGUGUCGCCGUACCAGCAGGUGAUCGAGAAGACCAAGAGCCUGUCCUUCCGCAGCCAGAUGCUGGCAAUAAACAUUGAAAAGAAAGUUGCCUACAGCAACAGAAACGAGGUACGCUGAGCAUGAAAGGGUUUAUACA
Messenger RNA from Larimichthys crocea (large yellow croaker), 1354 nucleotides. Its product is annotated as eukaryotic translation initiation factor 3 subunit E-B. Gene Ontology annotation, cellular component: cytoplasm; eukaryotic translation initiation factor 3 complex. The transcript is spliced from 13 exons. The coding region runs from base 1 to 1335 and encodes 444 amino acids. Gene Ontology annotation, molecular function: translation initiation factor activity. NCBI's taxonomy places the organism in Eukaryota, Metazoa, Chordata, Actinopteri, Sciaenidae. The record is from RefSeq and is a predicted model, not a curated record.